Messenger RNA from Paramecium tetraurelia, 1401 nucleotides. RefSeq lists its product as uncharacterized. Lineage: Eukaryota; Ciliophora; Oligohymenophorea; Peniculida; Parameciidae. The record is from RefSeq and is a predicted model, not a curated record. The transcript has 2 exons.
AUGGAUUUAUUUUUGAAUAAACCUGCCGAAGUUCCACAGAGACAAUACAUUCGUCUUUUCGUAAAUACAGGACAAAAAUAAUUCAUUGCCACAGUAGAUCGCACUUAAUAAAAUUUGGAAGUUUAGAUUGCAAAUUCAUUCGUGUACACUUAAAGAGAAAAUCCAGAUAAUGAGGAAAUACAGCAAUUCUAAGUAAAAAAUAUCAAAUAAAAUGGCUAUUUGGUUGUGAUUCCUAAACAAAUGUAAAUUGGACAUGUGCUUGAUGAUUAAACCUUUAUCACUUGCGAAAUCAUUGAACCAAAAAAGAAGUCACAAGUUAAAAUUGAAUAAACCGACAAUUAAAAAAGAAGAAAUAAACAUUAAAAAGAACAAAACAAAUUAGUAGAAAAUUUACCAGACAUUUCCCCACCUAGAACUCUACCUUAAUAGCAAGAGGAAAAAUAAACAAAUAAAUAGCCAUAAAAUAACUAAAAUCAAAAACAAUAGCAAUAAUAAUAAUAAUAAUAAUAACCAUAAUAAAAAGAAUAGUUGACAAAAAAACAAUUAAAAUAAUAAAAUAAGAAUAAAAUAGAAGAAGAAAAAACUAAGCAACAACAAGCCUAAAAUAUCUAAGAAUAAAUAUAAAAUGAAAACAUAAAGGAAAAUAAAGAUAUAAAAAAUAAAGAUCAUUAGGCCAAUAAUGAUUAGAAAAAUUAAAUUUAAGUGGAAGUUCAAUAGCAUGAACCAUAAAACUUGAAAGAACAUCAAGAAUAAACUGAGGCAUUAGGAAAAAAGGAAACCAAAGAAACAACAAAUCAAAACAGAGAAAAAAGCAAAGAAUAAAAAGAAAAUCUUUAAACUUCAGAAAUCUAAAUAGGAUAAUAAUAAAAGGAUGGAUCAAAAAAAGAAAAAUAAUAACACCAAGCCUAACCUUAAGCAAGUUAAAAACCCUAAGAAAAUUAAUAAACAAAAGCAGUACAUUAACAAAAAUAGGAUCUAGAUGAAGAAAAUAAUUUUGGAAUAAAAAAACUUCCUAAACUUACUUAAUCUAAUGAGGAUCAUAUAAAUAAUACUUAAUAAUAGAACGUAGAUAAAGUGAAAUAAGAUAAGUAAACCUAGAAUACUUAGUAAUAAAAGCAAAUUGAAAAUGAUAAAUAGAAGUAAACUAAAUAAAAUAAAUAAUAACAUCAAUAACAAUAACAAUAAUAAAAUCAAAAAUAAUAAUAAUAAGCAGCUUAAUAAAAAUAAAACUAAUAGACAAAGAAAGUCAAUAAAGUUAUAAAAACAGGAUAUGAUUCAGAUGAAAAUUCUGAUGAUCAAUAGUAAGUAAAAGUCAAGGUUGUAUAAAAUUAGAGAUAAGUUAAGAAAAAUGAUAAGAAAUAAAGUAUAGACUUUGAUAAUAAUUUAUUUGAAAACUGUUGA